Athalia rosae (coleseed sawfly) is the source of this 5793-nucleotide messenger RNA. RefSeq names its product sodium- and chloride-dependent GABA transporter ine (gene ine). Lineage: Eukaryota; Metazoa; Arthropoda; Insecta; Hymenoptera; Athaliidae. Bases 1640 to 4261 code for a protein of 873 amino acids. Gene Ontology annotation, cellular component: membrane. The record is from RefSeq and is a predicted model, not a curated record. The transcript is spliced from 13 exons. Gene Ontology annotation, biological process: sodium ion transmembrane transport.
ACGCCUGGCGCUCAAGAACUCGAGCCAUCUUUGUUUACGUCCGAGUCUUGCGGACGUUCUUCGUUAUUAAAAAUACGUUACAGAUAUACAGGGGCAUUGAAACGAAAGUUGAAGGUUGCAUUAGGAUAGAUGGAUCAAUUCGGAAUGGAUACCACAGUUUAUCACAUCAGUAAAUAGGAGGAAGAUUUCAGCCCCCCCACGACUCCGAAUCGAUGUUGAAACGGAAACAGGACGUUUCAACCGGAGAAGACUUUCUCAGGAUUAAACUUUCGACGAAAUUUCAACAACAACUCGGAAAAGUUGUGCGAACUUCUGAGCCAGCGCGUUCCAUGAUCAAAACACCUGUUGCUUCAUUCGUGCAGAUUGAACAGCCCAGAUUAUGCGGUAGACCUGCUGCACAUCGACGGACGUUCUAACAUAAAAAUCAAACGAUGUUUCACACACAAUGAGGAGGGUCCAGCGCGCGUGAAUACCUGUUGCACGUCGAUGGCGUUAACCGGGAGGUAUAAUGAAAUCAGGUUGAGGUAGCUUGUGACGCAUAGGUAAGUGUAUACUUAUACGUAUGAUGUACAAGAAACGACGGAUAUGAAGCAUCGAACGGCCUGGGUUAUUUGGAGUUCGGAGAACGACGAAGAGCCCGGUGAAGAGGGAAAAAAAAAAUUAGGUGUCCAGCACAUGCCGGUGAUCGUUCACUCGGAGGAGCGGCGGUGAGAGUACAAUCGGACGAUUGGUAUCUUGGGGUAAACCGAUUCUAAAAGCAUCCGUAGGAAAGGGAACUACGCAACUGUUAAAAUAUUAUAUUAUUAGUUUGCUGCUGUUGGCGCACGGCGGCGACUUCGUCGAUCAUGCCGCACUAAAAACGCCGAUUGCAUCCCGACGACGACGAAUGUUCGUACAUACGUACCGUACCGUACGUCCCCGACGUAUUUCUCUCGGCUGAGAGCUGUUGGAUACGACGAAACGGUGCCUGCUGACUGCUACAGGGGCCCCUUCAGCUACCAGAGCCAACAGCGCUUUACAUUCGUACAUGCAUGAUAUCUUGGUCGUGUACGUAUGUACGACGACCUGUCCGGAUUACGACGACUCUACGGAGGGAGAACUCGUCGAGCACUUGGCUCCGUCAUUCAUCGCCUGGUUGCCAGUCAGCUACCGAGCUUGGUCGAGUCAGAGAGAGGAGAUAACCGCCGGUCGCAGGUUUAUUCGUCGCCGAUAUUUUACUCUUCUUCAAUAGGUGUAACAGUAGGCGAGAACACGUGAGUGUUUGUUACAUCGAUCGUGCGUUCGUGUGUUAUAAAAGUGCAGAGGAAUAAAAUCGUCAUGUCUUUUAUAACUUCCCGAAUAAUGACUCGAGUUACAGAGAUCAUCGCCGUACUGAAUCGCAUGUGACAAUAUACCUUGCAUAUUUUAAACCAGCCGGCGGCCGAUAUUCCGGUUUAUAAAAAAAAGAAAAAUCAACUUACCAUGUGCAGCUGUAUUUUAUGACAUUAAUUAUAUUCAGAUACUGAUCGAAGACGGCUUAACGGCAUCGGUUCGACAACCAAACGAUAUUCGGAAGAAAUUAAUUAAUUUUGAAUGAAACAAUUUCGAUACACAUUUUAAUCAGAUUUAAAAUCGGUAGCCGCACGAUGCAGAAGGGAGCAUGAGAAAAAUGGAUUCGGUUAAUGGUAACGGUAACAACAACAAUCCGGUGACAAUGAUAAGUGACAGUAAGGCCAGUCUGUUGAAACAACACGUUAACAACAACCGACUAAAUGCGAUAAGUAAACAAAACAACGUGCGAAAGAUGAGCACUAUGCCGGAAGAAGAUGGUUCUGACGUUGAUCCAGAUUCCGUGGGCAUGCCGCUUAUUUUUCACCAGCAGGAUCCCGAUUCCGACUCGCCGAGUGAGGGGAAAGAAAGAGUACGACUCCUUAGCGCUGGUAGUCGUAAAAUAAUGGUUACUCCAGCCAGCACACCGAGCAUAGCUUCCACUACAAAUGGAAUCAAAAGGUCUAGCAGCGGUAACAGCUCAACGGAUAGCGUCCAUGAUCAGAAACAACCUCGAAUUCCGCAAUCGCGUCUAGCAGCUUUGGAAGCUGAGCCACGUCUUUACAGAGACGGUUCAACGCACGGUAGUGUCGGGGGUCGUAUAACAAGAGGAAUCGAACUACAUGGAAGCAGACACCGAUACCCGAGUAUGCGAUCUCUAAAAUCUGCAGCUACCGACGAUCAUCAUCAUCCGGCUACGAGCUGGGCUUCGAUUGUUUUCUCCGAUGCGGCGAGUCAGUCUGGAAGACCUUUUCCCGAUUCCGUUUCCAUACGCUCUCUCGCUUCCAUAGGGAUGGGGUCAUCCGAUGGCAGAAAACUCACGAUUCGCAGGGUCCCAACUUCACCCUCCGAAUUACUGAACAUGGUUCAUCCUCCGACACCAGUUGAGGAUGACCUAUCGACGUGCAGUAGCUACGACAAUAUCGAUGCCGAGGAUCCUGGGGAUUACAGGCAACCCAAGAGGCCUCAUUGGGAUAAUAAAGUGCAAUUUGUUCUUGCUUGCAUAGGUUAUUCCGUUGGCCUUGGAAAUGUCUGGAGAUUUCCCUAUCUCUGUUACAAAAGUGGCGGCGGAGUCUUUCUCGUACCUUACUUCCUAAUACUCAUAGUUUGCGGUGUCCCUAUGCUUUACAUGGAACUUGCAGUUGGCCAGUUUACACGUCGAGGUCCUAUAGGCGCCUUAGGGCAAAUAUGCCCUCUGUUCAAAGGGGCAGGUUUAUCAUCUGUAGUUAUAUCAUUCUUAAUGUCCACUUACCAUAAUGUGAUAAUAGCGUAUGCAAUUUACUAUUUCUUCACGGCAUUCAAAGCUGACCAGCCGUGGUCAGAUUGUGAUAAUACAUGGAAUACACCAGCCUGUUGGACACCUGCUUUGCAAAAUAUAGAUAAUCGCUCACGACCAAACACCUCCAGAACAUCAUCUGAAGAGUUCUUUGAGAGAAAAGUACUUCAGAUAAGCGGAGGGAUAGAGGAGCCUGGAGUCCUGCGAUGGGAAUUAGUUGCCUGUUUGAUAACUGCCUGGGUGAUAGUUUAUUUUUCUAUAUGGAAAUCCAUAAAGUCUUCAGCACAAGUCAGAUAUCUCACAGCUACGCUACCAUUUCUACUCAUCAUAGUCUUCCUUACACGCUCUCUCACCCUUGAAGGCGCUGACAAAGGUCUGCAGUAUUUUUUCAGACCUCGAUGGGCUCUGCUGGCAGAUGCCAAGGUCUGGGUGAACGCAGCAGCACAAAUUUUCAACUCAGUUGGUAUUGCGUUUGGCUCAAUGAUUUGUUUUGCGAGCUACAACAAGUUCCAUAACAAUAUAUUGAUAGACACUGUGGCUGUAUCUUUAAUUAACGCUUUGACCAGUCUACUUGUUGGAAUAUUCGCAUUUGCUACCAUAGGUAACAUUGCACUUGAGCAAAACAUGUCUGUAGAAGCUGUCCUUAGCGAUGGUCCAGGAUUAGUAUUCGUAGUGUAUCCUCAAGCUUUGGCAAAAAUGCCAGCAUCUCAACUAUGGGCUGUACUAUUCUUUUUCAUGCUUGUGUGCCUCUCGCUCAAUAGUCAGUUUGCAGUUGUGGAGGUCGUAGUAUCAUCGAUACAGGAUGGGUUCCCUAAUCGGAUGAAGCGUAUUCUGUUAUGCCACGAAAUGUUGGUUCUCUUGAUAUGCGUGAUAUCGUUUUUAUUUGGAUUACCAAAUAUAACGCAGGGAGGAAUAUAUUUCUUUCAACUGAUAGAUCACUACGCCGCAUCAAUUUCUAUCAUGUUCCUGGCAUUUUUUGAAGUUAUUGCUAUAUCUUGGUUCUACGGGGUCAACAGAUUAUGCAAUAACGUUAAAGAAAUGACGGGACGAAUGCCUUCCAUCUAUUUCCGGUUGUGCUGGCUCAUAGCUGCUCCCUUUCUCAUAAUGGCCGUGUGGGUAUUCAGCCUAAUUGAUUAUGAACCACCCACUUAUCGCAAUGGUGAAUACAUCUACCCCUGGUGGGCGGAAACUCUUGGGUGGGGCAUAGCGUCACUUUCUCUUAUAUGCAUUCCUGCCUUUGCUAUCUACGUUUUACUUCGAGCGGAGGGUGACACUUUUCUUCAGAAAUUAAGAAACUCGAUUAAGCCAGACUUUGAAGCGUGUCAAACUUGUGGCCAGGAAUACUGCACCGAACCACUACAUUCGUUGGAUGAGGACUCGAUCAAGGAACCUCUACAUGAAUUGAAUAAUUUAAUACAACAAAAUUCUAAUUGUCUUCCACCAAAACCAGAAGUCUGAGGUCAAAAUUAUUGUGAAUAUUUAUCACCUAUUUGUUUUCUAAUACUGUAAAUUUCACAAGUUUCAUCCCAGUGAGAAUUUACAAACUUUAGAUAAACACUGAUAUUUAAAUACCUAGAAACAAUUCUGGUGUAAUCAAAUGAUGCUGCUUCCUAGAUUUAAUGAUUUUCGAUAGUCUGAACUAAAUAUUUUUCAUUGAUAGCCAAAAAUACAAUUACCAAAAAUAUCUAACUCCGUUUAGUAUUUUUUAAAUUCUUAUACAAAUUAAAAAUCUGAAAAACCUAUAGCAGUAUGGUUAAUUUUUGCCAUAUCCUCAAGCAUUUCGGGAUCCGAACAAGCUCACUUGUAUUAUCCGACUAAAAUGGUUAAAAUAGAUUCAGAUGAGCGUAGCAAUAUAAGUGUCAGAAUUAAUUUUGAAUUAGAAUUAAAAAAACUCACAAUUUGUAAAUUUAAUUUCAAAUCAGUUCCAUUAAAUAGGCUAAUACAUUAUAUUAUGGACGUAUGUUAUGUUGUGAAUAAUAUAAAUUUAUUUAUGUUAAUUUUAAGUCUGUACACCGAUCCGUAUAUAAAAUUGUUGGACAAUUUCAUUUUAGUUAGCAUCUAGACAGACGACAAUCACGUUCGGUGAUUUUCAGAAUCGUAAUACUGUAGAUAUUGUUGAAUUUGUAGUCAUUUCUGUUGGAAUUUUUGACGUUUUUCAUCAUAGCUUGGAUCAAGUUUGUUUCACGAAUGAAUUGCAUAUACAUAAGUAUGCAAAACUAUACGGACAAUUCUAUGAUGAUGCAUAAUUGGCUGUGCCGGUCAACUUUCUCUCAAUGUAUUAUAAGAAAAUUUGAUAUCAGUUAUUUCUUUUCAAAAUUGGUGAAUGUUAUACCAAUUUGAAUCUUCGCCUACAUUCCCACUGGGUAAAUUAAAUGUCAUUGCAACUAUGUAAGUUAUACUUGUUGAUGUUGAGUAGUUGAAAAUACAUAUCAUUCCAAUAUUUUGAAGGUGACUGUAUGUGAAAGUAAAAGACGCACCACGAUAUGAUAUCAAAGUAAUAGUCAAUUUUUAGUUGUAAGCUUGAAUAGUUUUGUUUGUUAGUCCAUUUUAGACUUAAUGACGAUAUUAUUAUCUUCCAUAGGAAUUAACGGCUGUUUUAGUAUCGAAGUACUCAUUAAAAAUAUGAUAUAAUGGCAACAUAUUUUGUUGUUACCACCGUUGAUGAGCCCUAUGUUCAGUGGCACGAAUGUUUGUAAGUUCAUAAAUCGAAGGCCCAGUGAAUGUCUGUAUCUUAGGUUGUGCCUAGACACUAUAAGAGUAAAAUAUGCAUUGAUAUUGAACAAAAAAUGUAUCUCACUGUGUAUGCUGUACAUGUAUAAGUCGAAGCAUGUUAGUAAACGUUACCAUCCGUAAGUCAUGAUUUUGUCAAUAUUUAUCUUGGUUUGUUCAAGAUUGCUGCAAGAUCAAAGAUUUGACAAGGUUAUCUUUGCUCCAACGCGACAAUAGGGGUAUGCAUAUAAUAUAAUGACAAUAAAUUGUUAUUCGAAUUA